UUUGCCCAGACGGCAUCCGCUCCAUUCAAACACUGAGUGCGUCUCUGCUGCGGUGCGUUGCGCGCAGGCUGGAGAGAGAUGACAAGAGCCCCGCGGAACUGGCCAGACAAACAUGGAUCUCCGUAAAACGCUGAUUUCGGUGCUUUGGAUAUUAUUGGUGAACCUAAAGGAAGACUGUCACGCAGAGGAAGUGGUGCUGCUGAAUUCUAAAGAGACUCAGGCAGAGCUGGGCUGGACGUCCUAUCCCCCCAAUGGAUGGGAGGAGAUCAGCGGUGUCGAUGAGAAGUACAAGCCUAUCCGGACGUACCAGGUGUGCAACGUGAUGGAACCCACGCAGCAGAACAACUGGCUGCAGACCGGCUGGGUGGCGCGCAGAGGUGGCCAGCGCAUUUUCGUGGAGCUCCAGUUCACGCUGCGCGACUGCAACAGCAUCCCCGGCGUAGCAGGCACGUGCAAGGAGACCUUCAACCUCCUCUAUGUCGAGUCCGACAGGGACCUCGGGGGCGUGACCCGAGAGGACCGCUACACCAAGAUCGACACCAUCGCUGCCGACGAGAGCUUCACACAGGGCGACCUGGGCGAGAGGAAGAUGAAGCUGAACACGGAGGUGCGCGAGAUCGGCCACCUCAACCGCAAGGGCUUCCACCUGGCUUUCCAGGACGUCGGUGCCUGCGUGGCCCUGGUAGCCGUGCGAGUGUACUACAAGCGCUGCCUCGCCACCGUCCAGAACCUGGCAGUGUUCCCGGACACGGUGGCUGAGGCGGCCUUCGCCACGCUGGUGGAGGUGCGCGGCACCUGCGUCAACAACUCUGAGGUUGAUGCUGACAGCCCUCCCAGGAUGCAUUGCAGCGCCGAGGGUGAAUGGCUGGUGCCCAUUGGGAAGUGCAGCUGCAGCGCUGGCUACGAAGAGGGACACAGCAGCUGUGAAGCGUGUCCCCGUGGCUCCUACAAGAUGUCCUCCAGGCAGCAGGAGUGUUUUCCCUGCCCAGCCAACAGUGUCGCAGAGGAGGAGGGAUCGGUGGUGUGUGUGUGUGAGGAGGACCACUUCAGAACCCCGCUGGACACACCCUCAGCACCAUGCACAAGGCCCCCUUCCCCACCUAGAGACUUGGUCUACACCCUGAAGCAGUCCACGCUGAUCUUGGAGUGGGCCGCACCAUCUGACACAGGAGGCAGGGUGGAUCUGACUUACAGCGUAGGGUGUCGGAGGUGCGUCCUGAGGCAGUGCGAGCCGUGCGGGGCGAGCGUCGGCUUUGUGCCUCAGCAGGUCGGCCUGACGGAAAGAACGGUGACCGUGGUCAAUCUCCUCCCCAACACCAACUACACGUUCACCGUCGAAGCCUUGAACGGAGUGUCGGAGUUGCUGCCCAACAAGAGGUUCUACACCCAGGUCAACGUGUCUACGAGCCUGCCCGCACCAUCUCUGAUCAGUGAGCUGCGAGCAGAGAAGAUUGAGCAGAAGAGCAUCACCUUGGUGUGGAGGGAGCCUUCUUACCCAAACAGCAGCCGCACAGAGUAUGAGGUCAAAUACUAUGAGAAGGAACAAAAGGAUCAGAGUUAUUCUACUGUGAAGACAGCCGCCACACGGAUCAGUGUCAACAACCUCAAGCCUGGCACCACAUAUGUCUUUCUCAUCCGCCCUUUCUCCACGCCGGCCCCCUCCUCAUCCCUGUCGUCUUCGCCUCUGUCAUCCUCUUCUUCCUCCUCUGCCUCCUCGUCAUCCUCCUCUACUUCUUCCUCCUCUUCAUCAUCCCCCUCUUCAUCGUCCUCCUCCUCCCCGCCACCCAUUGACUACGGAGCAUACAGCGCUCCCCUGGAGCUGCAGACACUUGGCGAGUUGGCACUGGCGUCCAGUGAACAGAGUCCGGUGGUGAUCAUCGUCGUCGUGUCUGUGGCUGCCCUGAUCAUGCUGCUCUCUAUGGGAGUUGGGCUGCUCAUCUGGAGGAGCAGCGUCUGCUCGAGCUCCUCCAAUGUAACUCCUGCUAGCGUGGUGCUGCUCUCGACCUCCUUCUCCACUCUUCCUCCUCCUCCUCCUCUUCUUUCUCCUCUUCCUCCCUUCACACAGCUGAUGCCCAGACAAUGCGGCUACAGCAAAGCUUCACAGGAAGGAGAUGAGGAACUUUACUUCCAGUUUAAGAUCCCAACACGGAGGACCUACAUUGACCCAGAGACUUGUGAGGACCUCCUGCAGGCUGUGCACGCCUUCGCCAAGGAGCUGGACAACUCAAGUAUCAAGAUAGAGAGAAUUGUGCACACAGGCGACUUUGGGGAGGUGUGUCGCGGCUGCCUGAAGCUCCCCAGUAAGAGAGAGCUGCCGGUGGCCAUAAAGACGUUAAGGGCCGGCUGCUCAGACAAACAGCGUCGCUCUUUUCUCAGCGAGGCCGGCAUCCUGGGGCAGUUUGACCACGCCAACAUCAUCAGACUGGAGGGAGUCAUCACCACUGGUAACACCAUGAUGAUCAUAGUGGAGAGCAUGUCGAACGGCGCCUUAGAUUCCUUCCUUAGGAAACAUGAAGGCCAGUUGAGUGUAAUGCAGCUGAUGGAUAUGCUGACUGGUGUGGCAUCCGGGAUGAAGUACCUCACCGAAAUGGGCUUCAUCCACAAACGGCUGGCCGCACACAAGGUGCUGGUUAACUCCAACCUGGGCUGCAAGGUAUCUGGCUUCAGACCUCUCCAGGAGGACAAGAUAGAGGCCAUUUACACCACACUGCACGGAGGGAAGAGUGUGGUGCUGUGGACCGCUCCGGAGGCCAUCCAGUACCAUCGCUUCUCCUCGGCCUCAGAUGUCUGGAGCUUCGGCAUUGUCAUGUGGGAGGUCAUGUCCUAUGGAGAGAGACCCUACUGGGAUAUGGGCAACCAGGAUGUGAUCAAGGCCAUCGAGGAUGGUUUCAGGCUGCCGGCUCCAGUUAACUGCCCUCCACAUCUCCAUCAGCUGAUGCUGGACUGUUGGCAGAAGGAGAGGACAGAGAGGCCCAGCUUCAGCCAGAUCCACUCAGCCCUCAGCAAGAGCAUUCGCUCCCCUGAUGGCAUUGGUUCCUCCACACUGGCACGCAGAACCCUGAGUUCAUCCAUUACGCUCGCAGAGAGGCCUCUGCCCUCCUUCCCAUCCUUUAACUCAGUGGGAGAGUGGCUGGACGCAGUGGACAUGGGACGAUACAAGGACAACUUCACCGCUGCAGGAUACUGCUACUUGGAGUCUGUGGCACGAAUGACUGUACAAGAUGUACUGAGCCUUGGCAUCACUUCCCUUGAUCACCAGAAGCUGAUACUGGCUGCCAUCCAGACCCUCAGAGCCCAGGUCAUUCAAAUGCACGGCCGUGGUGUGCAGGUCUAACAGACAGUCGACACACCUACUCUCACACUGCUGCUGCAGACCCACACGUGUGUGCAGGUGGAUAAUGGGGUGGAGAAGAGGAGAGAGAGAGGGAGAGAGAGAGAGAGCUCUUCUAAACUGAAGGAAAGAAGAGCAGAUCUUUCAGCUAACUGCACUCUAUCUACUACUCCUUCCCACACUUCCUCAUGCCUCCCUUGAUUCCUUUCUUCCUUUUUUCUACGAACGCCCUCAGAGACGAGCAGCGUGUCUGUCGCGUCUGGGGCAUAGCAGAGGAGUGAUGUCACCGGACUUUUUUUUGUGACCUCCAUCUGCACUUCAGUAACUGUGUCAGCUCCAUCUCACUGAUUCUGGAUCCGUGCAUUAGGACAAAUGAAAUAUUGUCUCUAGUGGGACGAGCUGUGUCUGAAGCUGACCUCUGGGCUGCUGGAGGGGACACAGAUGUAUUACACUGCAAACAAACCAGUUACGGACAAGUGCUCAAAGAAACAUUAAAAUUUUGGGUGGAAUUUCCCUUUACCACAACAUCGAACAUUGAUUCACUUAAAAAAAAACAAAAAAAAAAAACUAUUUGUCGUCAAAGCCAGGAACUACUUUGGCCUUGGAUCAAAUUACUCUCCCCUCAGAACUGGCACUGCUGAUUUCACAUCAAACAGGAGCUGAUUUACUAUGAAGAUACAGAAUCAUAUCAUUGUACGUCAGAGCUGAUCUCAUAUCAGACGGCACAGGAGCAAUUCUGAAGAUAAAACAUGGCUGCAGUAGCUUAAGGAGACUGUGCUGUCCCACGUCAAGGGUCCAUUAAGAGUGAGGUUAGACAGUAAGGCCUCAACAAAGGCUGGAUGAACAGGGCUAGCACACAGUAUAACCCUGUAUACAGUAUAUAUGAAGUGUGCUGACAGGAUGAACGGAACUGAUGGCAUACUGUACUUUCAGGAACAUGAACCUGAUUUUUUUGGGGUGCUGGCGGGGGGGGUUACUAAUGUUUGAACAAAAGCUGCAGGAUACAAUUGUAAAGGUUAAAAACGUGUGUUUGAUUGUUCAUUAAUUUGUUGUACAUCGCUGUCCGUUUCACUACUCUCAUCAUUUUACUUCCUUUCUCUUCUCCUCCGUUCUCUCCAGUUGUUUUCUUUGUGCAUUUAAAACAUCUGAUUUUCCCUUUCUCCUGCUGGAUGUCAUCUCGGUAUCAUAAUCCUCCUCUCCAAAGCCUCUCUCACUACCAAUGUUUAAUACUCCGUAUGGAGCGCGGGCCAGCUCUGGAAGAUGGUCUGCGUCAGAUAUUUAUCCAUAUUUAUUUAUGUUUACAGACUGUAACACAAGCCUCUGCAGAAAGAGGUUAGAAGGGUUUAUUUAACUUAUUUAAAAAAAAGUUGUCUCCUUGUUCUGUUUCUUUUUUGUUGUAAGAUUAUACCUGAGCAAAUGGUUUUGUACACAGGCAGUGAGAGGAACACUGGAGGGUUUUUACUGUCAGCACACAGUAUCUGUGUAUUCUUGAACACUGGAGUUGGUACAGUUAAUUUUAAGGUCCAUUAUCAUUGGAUUUGCUGUAUGCAUUUCAGUGUGUGUGUGUUGCAGUAUGGAUACAGUAUUACAGAAUGUCAUAUGGACUUUAUUUUCUUCGUAGCUGUUGGAUUAUCAUGUUUAAUUUUACGAUGCUGUUAAUAUCAUGCUCUGCCAUACUACGUGGUUGCACUUUUUCCCCCCAAGAUAACUCUCCCUGUACAGUGAUCUGCCCCUCGCCUUUCCUGUCCUAUUUCAGUACAGGAGACUUGAAGGAUGAAGUUUAUUGGGGCAUUAUUUGACUAUCAUACAUUCUCACAAAAGAAGUACAUACAUUUUUGACGGGGAUAUUGUAACUGGUUUGUAUUUGGUACAAAACUAGUUUUUUGUUUUUUCUCCUCCUACUCUUCUUCUCCCUCUGUGAGUCAAAUGAAAUAAACUCAUAUGUCCUUUUAGAUGUUAUCACGCACAUGUUGACAUAUCUGAAGAGACACACUGAUGGUCCCUACACACACACACACACACACACACACACACUACAAAGACACACACAGUCGCUGACACGCAACAAGCUGGACCUCGUCACCAUGAUGAAUGAAAUGUCGUUUCCCCUCUCUGUCCCCCUUCUCUGUUACUGUGACCAUUAUGAUAUAUGUUUAAUACUGUACAUAUGUAUUUGAAAAUGCUAAAUCUAUUUUUAUAAUUUGUUUGAAGAACAAUGUGUUGAAUAUAAUAUCUGCUCACUGUGUAAGGGUUUUAUUUGUUUGAAUUUAGGGCCAUAGCCAAGAAAACAGUGUUUGGAAUAUAAAAUGGAAAAAAAAAGUUUCUUUUUUUUCGUUAGUUUUUUGAUGAUUUUUACCUGUUAGAAGAAAAUCUGAUGGCUGUUGCAAUAUUGAAACGUGUUAUUAAAAAAUCUCCAAUACAAGCAAAUGGUUUUGCUCUUUGUCUUGUAUUUUGGCACUGAUGU
Molecule: messenger RNA, 5795 nt
Organism: Epinephelus fuscoguttatus (brown-marbled grouper)
Lineage: Eukaryota; Metazoa; Chordata; Actinopteri; Perciformes; Serranidae
Product: ephrin type-A receptor 7-like
Exons: 19
Coding region: 113-3334 (1073 amino acids)
Biological process (GO): cell surface receptor protein tyrosine kinase signaling pathway; protein phosphorylation; axon guidance
Cellular component (GO): neuron projection; plasma membrane
Molecular function (GO): ATP binding; protein binding; transmembrane-ephrin receptor activity
Source: RefSeq, a predicted model, not a curated record